CGAGUCAUUCUACCAAACCAGUGCCAUUUGGGUCCACAACGUUUGAUGAAGUGUAUAAGGCACAAAAAAUGUGCCAAAGUAUGUUUCUAAAGCUUAAAGCUUUUAAUUCCAUUGUUCUUGUUAACAUGAUAUAUGAGUAAAUACUAUAUUUUUUGAAAGUGACAUACUAUUUUUAAUCAUUUUCAUGAGUACAUGGCCAUUUUCACAUGUCCAUAUUGACCAACAUAACAUUUGCAUCCAAAAUAUCACCAAAUACAAUUCAGAUUUUUAUCAAACCUUUAUUAUUUCCACGAGUAUAAGUGUGUCACUGAUUCCUUAAAAUGUAUUUAUUCAAGAUAAAAACAUUCUUUUUGGUAAAAAUUGUAUUAUUUGUGUGCGUCCCUCAGUUUGUCUUACCACCCCGUCACACUCACCAGUUUUGUCUAUAAAUAACUGACUGUUGCUUUAAGUGACAUCACAAAGAGGAAGUGACAUAAUUUGAACCUCUGGAGCAGCCAGGAACAAAGAAGGCAAGUUCUGACAUUCUUUUUCAUUGGUUUUUUGUUGUUUUUUCAUCUUAGAUGAGGUCCGUCAAGCUCAACCCAACCACCCCGUCAUGCAAUAUUGAUAGGGAAAACAGUUUUUUAUUAAAAAAUUUACAUUAUUAAUGUAAAGAAAAUGAUAUUUUCAAUUGAAAGUAUACUCACUUAGGUCAGGAACUUGACCACUUGGAGAACAGCGGCCAUUUUAGGAUGAAAUUUACCACCCCGUCACAUACCACCCCGUCACAUGUUUUAUUGUGACGGGGUGGUAAGGGAUGUGACAGGGUGGUUCUUCUUCAACUCACUCACAAAAUUAUGUCCAAAUUAUGUUAUUUAAUUUAAUUAUUAUGGCACACAUUCAACAUAAAACAACAGUACUCCUACUGCAGAGAGUUAAAACAAAACAUGUCUAAAGAGGAGGCAGUGAUUCACAUUGACUUCUCUGAAAACUACACAUGCAAAUACAGUUCAGAGAUACAAGCUGUCCACUUUGGCUCCUCACACCAACAAGCUAAUCUGCACACUGGUGUUUUGUACAUUGGUGGUGAAAAAGAGCCCAUUUGCUUUUGCACUGUGUCAUCCUCCAAACACAAAAGCCCCCCAGCUAUAUGGGACCACAUGAAUCCGGUGCUGGAUUAUCUGCAAGCCACAUAUCCGCAGGUAUCAGUUCUACACUUUCUGAGUGAUGGACCAUGUACUCAGUACAAACAGAAAGGGAACUUCUUCCUUUUCAGUACAGAGCUUGCAAGACGUAGUCUGAAAGGCGGCACAUGGAACUUUUUUGAGGCAAGCCAUGGCAAGGGGGCCCCUGAUGGUGUUGGGGGGACCCUGAAAAGAACAGCAGACAAGCUGGUGACCAACGGCCGGGACAUACCUGAUGCCCGUGAGCUUUAUAAGGUCCUCAAAGAAAACACUUCAACUAUCAAGUUGUUUUAUAUUGAGAAUGAAGCAGUGGAGCAGGCAGUGGAAAGAAUGCCAGGCCAGAUCCCCCCAGUGCCAUCUACAAUGAGAACCCACCAGGUGGUAACAUUCACUCCAGGGGAGAUCUUUUACAGAGAGGUCAGCUGCAUGUGCUCCACUCACAAGCAGCUGAGAUGUCAGUGCUUCACAACAAAGCACUUCUCUUUUAACCAGACAGCCCAAAAGGGGCUGACAGAAGCCAUUGCUUGGGAGUCUGGAGAUCUCCUUGGGAAGUGGUGUGUUCUCAGAUAUGAUAAUGAUCUUUAUCCAGGGAUCAUCCUGAAUAUAGACGAGACGCAUGCCCUUGUGAAAUGUAUGCAUCGUGCUGGAGUCAACAGGUUCUUCUGGCCUGCAAGAGAGGACAUCCUCUGGUACCUCUUCGAUGAGGUGCUUGAAAUCAUUCGAGCACCUCAGCCUGUGACAUCCCGUCACAUGGAGGUUCAAAAAGAUGUAUGGAGGCGACUUUCCCAGUCCCUUUCAUGAUGCUUCCGAGGCUUUCAAGAGUUCCCCCUCUUUUUAGGAGCACCCUGAUAUAAUAUGCUCAUUUCUGAAUGUUCGGUCCAUGUUUCUUUUCAAAGAGUUAAAGUUAAAUUGUUCUUUGCCUUUGAACCAUUUUUCAUAAUUACUGUUAAAAUGUCCUUAAGGAGAAUGAAAUGCUAAUCAAAUUUUUGAAUAUUGCAUAUUUCAUGUUGUUAUUCACAUAUUAAAUGAUCAGUAUUUGCUAAGUUUAUUACAAGCAUAUGAAUAUACUUAAACUUUUCUAGUAAGUUGUUGUUUUGUUUUCUUGUUGUAUUAAUAAAUCCUAAUUUUUGAUAUGUGAUGUAUGAAUAUAUAUAUAUAUAUAUACAUGUGUAUAUGUGUGUGUGUGUGUGUGUGUAUAUGAAUAUAUUUUGGCUCUUGUAUCAUUAAGUCAUGCCUACUUUCAUAUCCAUUAUUUAUUAACAAAAUUAACAAAAGUGUCUAAUGUCACAAUACCAACAGAUCAUAUAAAAAGACAGUUUGUCCAUACCACCCCGUCACAGUGAACCACCCCGUCACAGCAAUAACCACCCCGUCACAGGGUCAUCUUGUUAAAAAAUUGAUGGAAACAGUGAAAUGCUUCAUAAAUUAAUGUUGAAUAACGUUCUUGUUUUGUGGACUAAUCAAAGGACUAUAAGUUUUAUUUCAAAUUUUGAAGUCGGUCUAUAUUUUUUGCAAAAACAAUGACACCGUUGACAUGUGAAAUUCAUAUUUCACGGCUAAUGAGCCUAAAAAUGAAAAAAAAACAGAUUAAAUUACAUACUGUAUUGAUGGUUUCCAAAAAAGGACAUUUUACUAGCAGCAAAACAUUAGAUUUUUUAAAUUUAUUUAAUGUACCAUCACUCAAGUAGUGUACAUAUUGUCCGUGACGGGGUGGUACAAAAAUGGCUACAAGGUCUAAAUAAAAAGGAUAUUAUUAAUAAGGAUUUUAUGUCUGAGGUGGGAAAAUAUGUUUUCUUGGAGGAUUAAUAUGUCUUUCAUGUUGUGGAUUUUGAAAAAAGGAGUUUGCUCUGCAUGAAAAUUUUACAAAUUGCAAAGUGGAAAUGGCACCUGUUUCGGAGAAUGACUCUAACACCAACACCUCCACAGCUACAACAAAUAGGAGAAUUAAAUGUGGACUGUUAAGCGUUAGAUCUCUCUCAUCUAAAGCUGUACUAGUAAAUUAGUUAAUACUGGACUAUAAUAUAGAUUUAUUUUGUUUAACCGAAAGCUGGCUUCGGCCAGAAGAAUAUGUCAGUUAAAAUGAAUUCACUCCCAGUAGCGGUUUCUCAUAUGGGCGAAUUGGGCGGCCGCCCGGGGCGGCACUUUGCUGGGGGCGGCAUGUGAGGACCUCCGCCCCGCCCACCCAAAAAAAAAAAAAAAAGGAUUAAAAAAAAAAAAAACUUAAAUAAUUAAUUAAUAAUUGGCGCCCCCUGGCGUUGUAAUUACGCCCCCCGAGAGCGCCGCUGCAGUUACUGCAUCUCUGCAAGAGGGGGGUGGGUGUGGAGGUAGGGUCACUCACCGAGGUCAAACCACUGGAAUAAGGAGGAGGGGGAACGGGGAUCCUCCUAAUUGUUCCACAGUUAUGGAAUCAAAAAGCACUCAAAGUAAAUUUCAUUCAUAACACUAGAUAAUUGCCUACUGUAGGCCUAUUUCAAAUUCCAUACACUCUUGUUUAUCGUCUGUGGGUUGUGCGAAGGCCAAUAAUACAGCCUUACUAUUCAAAAAUGAGAUGAGUGGAUGAGAUCUGUACACCACCAAUGUGUUGGUUUAGUCCUGACCCCUGCUGUCCGUCACGUCAGAGGGCAUUGGCAUGAGCGUAACCUGUUGAUUCCCGAGGCGACUCCGGUACAGGUAAUAAACACAAUGGACAGAAAAAGGCCAAAGCUAUCGGGUGCUUAUUUCAGAAAGAAAAGGAAAGAAGAAGAGGAGAAACGGUCCAAAAAUAAAGGAUGAGUCUCCAGCAACAGAGGCCUCAUCUGUAGCAGAGGAUCAGG
This is a messenger RNA of Scatophagus argus, 3976 nucleotides long. RefSeq lists its product as uncharacterized. The coding region runs from base 927 to 1964 and encodes 345 amino acids. Lineage: Eukaryota; Metazoa; Chordata; Actinopteri; Scatophagidae. The record is from RefSeq and is a predicted model, not a curated record. The transcript has 2 exons.